AUGGCAGCCUCCAUGAUCACCUCGCCGAUUGUGGCGCCGACGAGCGUGCCGUCCCUCUCCCGCCGGGGCUCCUCCUUCGCCGUCGUCUGCAGCGGUGGCAAGAAGAUCAAGGUCGAUAAGCCCCUCGGACUCGGAGGCGGCUUGACAGUCGACAUCGACGCCAACGGCAGGAAGGUCGGCAAGAAGGGCGUGUACCAGUUUGUUGACAAGUACGGUGCCAACGUCGACGGCUACAGCCCAAUCUACACGCCAGAGGAAUGGUCUGAGUCUGGUGACCGCUACGCCGGCGAACGACCGGGCUUCUUAUCUGGGCCGUCACCCUCGCCGGCCUCCUCGGCGGCGGCGUCCUCCUCGUCUACAACACCAGCGCUCUCGCCGGCUAAGAGAGCAUCUACGUGUAACACAGGGCCGGGUCUCUGCUUGCAUGCACGUCUCUGUAAUCUGCGUAGCUACCUCCUGUGA
Messenger RNA from Triticum turgidum subsp. durum (durum wheat), 462 nucleotides. The record is from the annotation of a GenBank genome assembly. Lineage: Eukaryota; Viridiplantae; Streptophyta; Magnoliopsida; Poales; Poaceae.